Messenger RNA from Harpegnathos saltator (Jerdon's jumping ant), 6817 nucleotides. RefSeq names its product tay bridge kinase (gene tay). The record is from RefSeq and is a predicted model, not a curated record. NCBI's taxonomy places the organism in Eukaryota, Metazoa, Arthropoda, Insecta, Hymenoptera, Formicidae. The transcript is spliced from 17 exons. Bases 1061 to 4885 code for a protein of 1274 amino acids.
AGAGCGAGAGAGAGAGCGAGCGAACGAGCGAGCAAGCGAGCGACGGACGACAACGACGACGACGCGCGGCGACGCGCUGGUCGCAGCACAUAAGGCGGUGUACGACAGCACGACGGUGCGAAAGUCGACGUGACGUCGCGACGAGAGAACGACGACGGCCCGUGGCCGGCGGCCUGUGCUAGUGGUGUGCUGUUCGGAGAAGGUGACGACGACGAUCACGUCGUCGACGACGACGACAACGACGACGGCGAGGAGGAAAAGGAGAAAGCGAAGGGACGGGGGAGACGAGGGAGAAGGAGGAGAAGGAAGAAGACGGACGAUCGCGACGAUAACGCGAAGAGGAUGAUAACGGCUCGCGCGACUAUCGCUACGACGAUUAUUAUUCUCGCUGCUACUGUUAGUACUUCUGCUGCUACUACUACUACUACGACUACUACUACUACUACUACUAUUACUACUACUGCUACUACUACUACUACCGCUGCUGUUACGACGACGGAGGCGGCGGCGAUCGCUGCUGCUGCUGCUGCUGCUGCUGCUACCGCACGUUCGCUCGCGAGCGGAAGGAAACGAACGGCCGUAUGGCCGAACCAGUCGAUCCUGCUGCGUUACGCUGAGCGUGCCGUUGUUCAUGCGUGCCUGUGAUUCGCGCUUGUGCCCGUCUGAGCGAGGAGUCUAUAUAGUGUGUAACCCGGUGGUGUACAUAGCAGUCGGAUGAUAAUAGUGUGCCGUUCGUUGACAGCUCCCUACGCCGAGAGUCAGGAGGCCACGCCGAGGGUGAUCGCGAACAAGUGAUAGAGAGCAAGAGUGAGAAAGAUACAAAGAGAAUCUCGUGAAGCACGCAUUCGACACACACACACACACACACCACACGCACACACACACACACAUACAUAUAUACACGCGCGCGCACGAUCCACACGAUCUUCGGUGAACGUGGUGUGUUGUGGGCUUCUCGUUUGAUAAAGAAAAAACGCGACAGAGAGAAAGAAAGCAAGAGAGAGAGAGAGAGAGAAAGAGAGAGAGAGAGAGAAGUAGCCGUGUGUGAGAUCGCGUGAAUAUGGAGAUCGAAGCGAAGCAACGUAGCAGCCAGAAGAACCGACGACGGGAACGGGCGCAGCGUAUGCUGGCGCAGAGGGAGAGCCUGGCGACCGCGAAGCAGCAGCAACAGCAGCAGCAACAGCAACAACAGUCACAGCAGUCGCGGCAGCGUCCCCCGAACGACGAAGAGGACAGCCACAGCGGCGAGGACGAGGACCCCGCCGGCGGCGGCGGCGGCGGCGGCGGCGGCGGUGGCGGCGGCGGCGGCGGCGGCCUCGGCCUCGGUCUCGCCAAGACCGGUCAUCCGCGAGACGGCCACCACUCGAGACCGCCCAGGCCACCGCGACCCCCGAGGCCCCGCAAGAAGUCUUCCCUCGCGGCCGCCAACCAGAAGGAGCCUCUCUUCGAGGAGGAAAUUAUCGACGGGUUCGCCAUGCUCGCCUUCCGCACCUACGAGGAACUCGAGAGUGCAAUAAAGUUAGCUGGUAAAAAUAAGAAACUGCACACACUGCUAUCGAUAGUGGAAGAGAAGCCAAAGGUGGAUACCGGGCAGAACAAUAGGCACAACGAGCACCACAUCAAAAACAAUUUCAAGCACAACCAUUACACACAUAAUUCCAUACUGACACCCUCGACGCUAAACCAGGGCCUAGAUGCAGGUACAAGCGACGAUAGUGGCAGAGCGUCUGAACAAUUGCAUGGCCCUGGUAUACCUAGGGAUAGCCAGGACGCAGACAGUUCCAGGGACCAUCUCAGCGAUGCUAGCAGUCAUUGCAGUUCGGGUAAAGGUUAUAUCUGUGAUAGUGAAGGAGAAGACGAUAAGGGCUCGGAUGCCGAAUCGAUACUCUUUGAAUCUUCUACCCCACCACCUCUACGUAAAUACGAGUUGCCGUCUUCUUCGCCACACGUUUUGCCACCAAACGGGGCAGGCGGAUCUCCACCGGAUACGGGUGGGCAAAUUUCUAACCCAGCAACGGAUGCUCCGGCACCUAUACCACCUCCUGUGUCUGCGUCUGCACCAGUUCCAACAGCGCCGAGUCCUCCCAGCCCCACGUUGCCUCCACACAUAUCCCAACCACCUAUGACUAGUCCCUUGGCAGCGAACCCACGUGCAAUAGCUCCGCAGCAGCGGCCAGCUUCCCCCGCUCUGCCACCGCCCUCUUUGUCCCAGCAGCCGCACACUACGAUACCUGCGUUGCAUCCACCUAAUGUGCCCCUCGUCUCGUCGAGUCAUACAACUAGUCCAGCGGUAGCCAGUCUAGGAGUCACUCCGGCAGCACCAUCGAACGGAGCAGCUACCACGAGUUAUCCACCACCCAUCCCGAUAGCUGCGUAUCCGCAAACACAGCCGUCGUAUCCGCCGCUCUACACCCCCUACACCGCUCUGAAUCACAGCCCGUACCUCCCGCCCGCGGUACCAUCCCCCUCACACUCUGCAUCGUCACGCGCGGAUGUGAGAGGAAGUAGAGCUUCCCCCUGUACCAAUAUAAGCAAACAGACCAUAGCGAAUAAUCUCGCCAGCCACAACAAUACUCCAUUGAGCGCCGCCACCACAACAUGUGUGUCCACCAUAACUAACACAGUUACCACGGCGAAUUCCAUCGCUCAUCGAGACAUGGUGGCCUGCAGCCUGUCAGGACGGAACAACAACUCGCCGCGUGGGCAUAGUCCCAGUCGAGAGAGAGAUAGUUACAGCAGCAACGUGAGCAGCCUAAGCCGGGGCAGCAUAACGCCCGUUAGUGUGCCAAACACCUCCUCUCCAGCCAAUUCUAGUCUACCUGCAUAUACCAAGCCACAAGGUUGGAUCAGCAGCAACACAGCUUCCCAGUUAUCCCCGGCAACAGCCACGUCCGUUCCGAGGCCGACCCCGCCACCGGUGCCGCUGGGCAUACACUCGUUCCCGCCGCCGAUGUUCGCAGCACCGUUACCGCCACCCGUGUCCAGUGCAAGUCCGCAUACGACGACACUGCCUUCACUCCCACCACCGACGACCAAUCCCAAUCCGUUUUCCGCGGAAUCGCUUUUCCAGACAAAAGGGGUGACGCAUGUUACAGGCCAGGCGGAUAUUCUCAGGCGAGAACUCGACAACAGAUUCUUAGCGUCCCAGGACAGAAAUGUCGGAGUUGGUAAUUUGGGUCCACCGGCGUAUCUUCGCACCGAGAUGCAUCAUCACCAGCAUCAGCACACACACGUGCAUCAACACACAACGCCAUUGUUGCCAGCUGCUGCAGCGACAUCGCUCUUCCCUCCCCCAAUUUUUAAGGACAUUCCGAAGCUGGGAGGAGUCGAAUCGCAAUUUUUUCGUGCGAAUUUGAACCUCUCUGGUUAUUCGGGUUUCAACACUGGCCUUCUUCAUCCAGGAAUCCCACCGUCGACGCCUUUCGUGCAGCCCAAUCAUUUAACUACGUUUGCGCCAAAGAAAAGUGGAAAAUGGAAUGCGAUGCACGUGCGCAUUGCGUGGGAAAUAUAUCACCAUCAGCAGAAGCAACAGGCCGAAGCUAAAGCAGGAAGUGUCGUUAAUACCAAAACUGAGUUGUUAAGACCACCAGGCCAUCUUUAUCCAGGGGGACCAGGCGGUGGUCUUGGACUUGGUGCACCACCAAUGGCACCUCCAUUCCCCACUAACAUGCCACCCGCCCAUCCUGCACCACCUCCACCUCAUCCCGUUGGUUUUCUGUCUACACCAGCUUCACAUUUAGGUAAUAGAGGAACAGGAAUAUCUCCAUUCGCGAGGUAUUCCUCGGCGACAUUUGGCGCGCCGAAUCCAAACUUCCCGGGUCUUUCCACUUUCCCGCCGAGAGAAAUGCCUCUGGGUGGACUCAGUGCAGUACACGACCCAUGGCGAGGGUUACAACGGGCCACUACCGGAUUCCCUCCGCCGACCACUGUUUCAUGGGGUUUGAAGCCGGAACCUCCCGCGAUAGACAGGCGCGCUGAGCUGGAGGAGCGGGAGCGUGAACGCGAACGUGAGAGAGAACGUGAACGUGAACGCGAGCGCGAACGAGAGCGCGAGCGCAUCAGACGCGAACGCGAACGGGAGAGAGAAGAACAACGUGAGCGGGAGAGGAGGGAGCGUGAGAAGGAGGAGAAGAGAAAACAGCAAGAGGCCGCCGAGCGAGAGCGAGAGAGGCGAGACAAGGAGCGCCGUGAGAUGGAGAGACGCGAGAUGGAACGCGAGAGACUGCUUCACCAAAACCGACAGCUCGUGCCCCGAGAACGCUCGCCACUCAGGAACGGCUCGGCGCCUUUAGACACCGGAGAAGUGCGCGUGAAGGAGGAGCCGCGCAGCAAGGACGACGAAGUUGUAAUGCUGCCGAGGCCUCCAGGACCCGGGCCUGGCACGGCGGGAACCGCACCAGGACCUGGCCCGAAUCCACUGCCGGACCCGAGAUACCAUCACUCACACCCGCAUGCUUAUCUCACCAGGCAUCCGCACAGUAUGCCAACUUCGCAUUCCAUGCCACGUAGCAUGCUACCCGGCUUGAGCGCUCAUACGAUGCAGCACUUUCCACCGCCAUCCGCGCCCGCCGGUCAACCGGGACCACCCUGGCCGGGCGAUCCCUUCAGGGAUUAUCGAUACGAUCCGCUGCAGCAGUUGCGAUACAACCCAUUGAUGGCGGCGUUCCGCGCCGAGGAGGAAGAAAGAGCAAAGCUUUAUGCCGCUGGCUACCCUCCCGCGCCCGUCAACUCCCUCAGGAGUAAGGAUCCUAGUCCGGGUCCUCUCAGCAACUUGCACAUGCAUCACAGAGCGGGACCUGGCCCGGGAGUACCGCCGCGUCAACUGGAGAACGCCCUCAUGCACGCGGACAUCCACAAGAAAGAGGACGCGUCGCAGUCCCGAUGAUACAUCCUACCCGCGUCCUCGGUUUCGGCGAGCGAACGCACCGACGGACCGACAUUCUGAGCACCAUUCUCCUCGUCGCCACCUCCGCUACCUACAGGGGCCCCCUCCCCUCCCCCCUUUCGCCCAGUAACGCUCAGAACCCGGUGCUGAUAUUUUGCUAACAGAGAAGAAGCAUUAUUUAAAAGAAGAAAAAUUGUACAUAGAUACUAUAUAAUAUUUAUAGUUAUCUAGAAGAUAAAAAAAGGAACAAUACGCGUAGGACUUCUACGGAAACGAGAAGCGUGUAUAACGAAGAUGCCUUGCUUAAACGAUGCCGGUAUACCAUCGAUACCGGCGGUUUACUAACGACAACGGGUUCACGAAAUAACUACGGAGGCAUCGUUGAUGAUGUAUCACAAAUAAUAACGCUGACGGUUAUGUGAUUUUCUGCAGUUUCGGUGAUCUGACUGUCUAUAUAGUGGUAACGAACUCUAAUUAUUACGAUAAUAUAAUUAUGCGUAUAGUUAAAAAAAAAAAAAGAAAGGUAUCGUGUGUAAUAUUAAUAGUUACUGUAGAAUGCGAGGCGAGAUGGCCAAGACGCGUAAACGAUGAAAAAAAAACAAAUUCAGGUUAAGUGAAAAAGAGUUAAGUGGAUCUCUAACAUUAUUCGAAAAUUUAUUUAACUAUUUAUUUAUUGCGACGUAUAAAUGAACUUGAAUCUCUACUACGGGCGUAUGAAAGCUGUCGUAAAAGAGUCGCUCUAAUUUAAUUGAUGUAAUAUAAAAAGAAGGAUCACAUGUGUAAAAAAAAUUUCACUUAGAUUUUAAUUUGUAUAUUAGAUACUAUAGAAAAAGAAUUAAGAGAAGGAGAGAGGGCAUACGUGAAAAGUGUCUUUGGCUUUCGGCAGCACAUGCUUCUUUCAUUUGCAUGCUGGCUACAGCGGUACUCCGAUGCUUUCCUGUGAUAUAUAUAAAAAAAAAAAGAAAAAUGAGAAAUUGAUUCAGGAGUAGCGAAACCAAUUAAUUUCAUAUCGUGAAAUCACAAAGUUAAUAGGUGCAAAUAUAAAAAAAGAAUCAAACUAUCUCCGAAAAAUAAAAGUGACGACGAUCGGGAUAUCCUCUUUCGGAAAAGCAAGAACGCAGGAUGACGCUUAAUAUGACAGUAGUCCGUGCCAAAAUGCUCCAGUCAAAUUGUUACCCCGUACAAUGUACACAGACCGGCAUAACAACUUUAACAUUCACUGGGUCUAGAAUCACUGGAAUCCUUCAGUCGUAUGCAUUGUUUAUCAUAUAUUAUAUUCGCGCACCGUGACUAUCGAUUAUUCGAAGAAACUGAAACGAUAACCAAAUAGAAUGUUAUUUGUGAUGUAAAUUGCAUACCACGUGAUACGUGAGGUAUCGUUGUGAUUUCCUUGAAUAAUCAAUCCGUAAUACUUGUGUAAAUUUGUCUGUGUGCUUGUGCGUUAAUGACUCUGAAACUGUUUUCUCCCUUUUCUUUUUUAUUCGUCGUUAUCUUUACGAGAAAAUUAUACCAAUCUUGUUUUACUCCCCUCAUUUUUUUUCUAACUAUCCUCUUGAUUCUCAGCCAUAUGCGUCGUUGUGUUACCAGAGAGCCAAUAUGAGAUCUCUCAAAAAAAAAAAUUGUGUGCCAUGGACCAGGUUACAUUCGAUAUCCCUGGUGCCUCAAAGGAAAAACCGGACUUUUCAGGAUGAUUGGGUCCUCACGCUGUUUCGUUUAUACUGUAAAAUUAUGGUAAAACUGUAUAUUAUAUAAUUAACAACUAUACGCAAUUUAAAAAUUGUAGAUAUUUUUCAUCGAUGCAAAGUUGCAAUGUGAUGCAAUGAUUCUGUUCUUGUAGAUAUCGUGAAGUAUAAAAGAAGAUUUUGUGUGAAUAGGUUUUUUCUAAAAUUGAUUCUUUGUAAAAGGUGAUAUAAUAAUCAUAGUUUCUAUCAA